Messenger RNA from Rhea pennata, 4966 nucleotides. It is a transcript of the gene C2CD5, whose product is annotated as C2 calcium dependent domain containing 5. Gene Ontology annotation, molecular function: calcium ion binding; calcium-dependent phospholipid binding. Bases 248 to 3691 code for a protein of 1147 amino acids. Gene Ontology annotation, biological process: positive regulation of D-glucose transmembrane transport; positive regulation of vesicle fusion; intracellular protein transmembrane transport. The record is from RefSeq and is a predicted model, not a curated record. NCBI's taxonomy places the organism in Eukaryota, Metazoa, Chordata, Aves, Rheiformes, Rheidae. The transcript is spliced from 28 exons. Gene Ontology annotation, cellular component: plasma membrane.
GCCGCGGCGUCGGCACGGCACCCAUCGAGGAGUCGGCGUUCGACUCCCAGCUGGGUCUCCGUGCCCGCGGCGCCAUUUUGACGCGGGACGGGGCGGCGGCAGCACCGGGGACGGCGUGGCGGGACCCUGCGGCCGGUGGGAGAAGGACAACUUGCUCCUAGCCCGCCGUUCCCUAGGCACCUCGAGCCGGGCCCUUUGCAGUAGCGACCCGCCGGCGGGAGGCGGCGGCGGCUGAGGAGGGAAGAAGAUGCCGGGGAAGCUGAAGGUCAAGAUUGUGGCAGGGCGCCAUUUGCCAGUGAUGGAUCGAGCCAGCGACUUGACGGACGCCUUUGUGGAGGUAAAAUUUGGAAAUACGACAUUUAAGACAGACGUGUAUCCUAAAUCACUCAAUCCUCAGUGGAAUUCUGAAUGGUUUAAAUUUGAAGUAGAUGAUGAAGAACUACAAGAUGAACCUCUCCAGAUCACAGUUCUUGAUCAUGAUACAUACAGUGCUAAUGAUGCCAUUGGCAAAGUAUACAUAGAUAUUGAUCCUUUGCUCUAUAGUGAAGCAGCCACAGUUAUAUCAGGAUGGUUUCCCAUUUAUGAUACCAUCCAUGGUAUACGUGGGGAGAUCAAUGUGAUGGUCAAAGUGGAUCUCUUCAAUGAUUUGAACAGAUUUAGGCAGUCAUCUUGUGGAGUCAAAUUUUUUUGCACUACAUCCAUUCCCAAGUGUUACAGAGCAGUAAUAAUUCAUGGAUUUGUGGAAGAACUUGUAGUUAAUGAAGACCCGGAAUACCAGUGGAUAGACCGAAUUCGUACACCACGGGCAUCGAAUGAGGCUAGACAAAGACUGAUUUCACUUAUGUCAGGUGAACUGCAAAGGAAGAUCGGCUUGAAGGUACUUGAAAUGAGAGGAAAUGCUGUUGUUGGUUAUUUGCAGUGUUUUGAUUUGGAGGGAGAGUCUGGACUAGUAGUACGAGCCAUAGGAACAGCCUGUACCUUGGAUAAAUUAAGUAACACAUCAGCAUUCUUACCUGCAUGUAACUCUCCAUCCAAAGAAAUGAAGGAGAUUCCCUUCAAUGAAGAUCCCAAUCCCAAUACUCAUUCAUCAGGACCCUCCACCCCUCUGAAAAACCAAACCUAUUCCUUUUCACCUUCCAAGUCCUACAGUCGACAGUCCUCUUCUUCUGACACAGAUUUGAGUUUGACACCCAAAACUGCACCUUCCCCACAGGGACCUAGGAUUUUCCUGUUUCCCAGCUCCCCUACACUCUCUUGUGAUUCCCCACAUCUUAAAAAGUCCUGUCUCCUCCUCUCGGGGUCUAGCCUUAACCCUCUACACUCUAGCCAUGUCAGCCCAGUUGUUCUGAGGAAAAGUGUUUCUUUCACUGAAGAGCUGCUUCUGGCUGCUUCUGGAAUGGGCAGUGGGAGUGCUGGCAAAGAAGGGGGGCCAUUUAAAACUCUCUUAAGACAACAGACUCAGUCAGCUCUGGAACAAAGGGAAUUUCCGUUUUUUACCUUGACGGCCUUCCCACCAGGCUUCCUUGUCCAUGUUGGUGGUGUUGUCAGUGCACGUUCUGUGAAGCUCUUGGAUCGCAUUCACAAUCCUGAUGAACCAGAGACACGAGAUGCGUGGUGGGCAGAAAUCAGACAAGAAAUAAAAUCCCAUGCCAAGGCAUUGGGUUGUCACGCUGUAGUGGGCUACAGUGAAUCAACUAGCAUUUGCGAAGAGGUCUGUAUUUUGUCUGCGUCUGGCACAGCAGCUGUACUGAACCCUAGGUUUCUUCAGGAUGGCACCGUGGAAAGCUGUUUGGAACAAAGGUUGUCAUGGCAGCCUGGCUUCUUUUCCAUAGGGUCAGAGAAGGGAGAGGUUGAUUUUUUUCCUCAGAGCCAAGAUAGUUCUUCUCUAUUAGGGAUGGAAGAAACUUCACCACCAGGCUGUGGAUUUUGCCAUAUACCAUAUGAUGAGCUGAACAUGCCAUUCCCUGCUCACCUCACAUACUGUUACAACUGCAGGAAGCAAAAGGUUCCUGAUGUCCUUUUCACUACAAUUGAUCUCCCUGUAGAAGCAAUCGUUAUUGGGAAGGGAUGUCUUAUUCAAGCAAGAUUAUGUCGUCUGAAGAAGAAAGCUCAAGCUGAAGCAAAUGCAACAUCUAUCAGUAAUCUCUUGCCAUUUAUGGAAUAUGAAGUGCACACUCAACUGAUGAAUAAACUUAAACUCAGAGGAAUGAAUGCUCUGUUCGGGCUGAGGAUACAAAUCACUGUGGGUGAAAAUAUGCUAAUGGGCUUGGCAUCUGCAACAGGUGUGUAUCUAGCAGCUUUGCCAACACCUGGUGGUAUUCAGAUUGCGGGGAAAACUCCAAAUGAUGGCACCUACGAACAGCAUAUAUCUCACAUGCAGAAAAAGAUAAAUGAUACAAUAGCAAAAAACAAGGAGCUUUAUGAGAUCAAUCCUCCCGAGCUACCUGAAGAGAUCAUUGGGUCUCCCAUUCCAGAGCCCAGACAACGUUCCAGGCUGUUAAGAUCUCAGUCAGAAAGCUCUGAUGAAGUUACAGAACUAGACCUUUCACACGGGAAAAAGGAUGCUUUUGUCUUGGAGAUCGAUGAUACAGAUGCAAUGGAAGAUGUACAUUCUCUAUUGACGGAUGUUCCACCGCCUUCAGGUUUUUACAGUUGUAACACAGAAAUUAUGCCUGGUAUAAAUAACUGGACUUCUGAUAUUCAAAUGUUCACAGCAGUAAGAGUAUCCAGAUUAAGCAACAUAAACCUGACAAACCAAACACUUAAUAAGAACUUUAAUGAUCUCUGUGAGAAUCUGUUGAAGAGCUUAUAUUUUAAACUACGAUCUAUGAUUCCCUGCUGCCUUUGUCAUGUAAAUUUUACAGUUGCUCUUCCAGAGGAUGAAUUAGUUCAGAUCACAGUCACAGCUGUUGCAAUUACAUUUGACAAAAAUCAAGCAUUACAAGCUAAUAAAGCCCCUACAGAAAAGUCACAGCAAAGAGCAUCUACAGACAAUGAAGAACAGCUACAAUUUCCAUUGGAACUUUGCUCCGAUCCUCUUGCUUCUCAACCAUUCUCACCAGCUAAAGAGGUCCUGGAGGGUGCAAGUUCCCACACAGGUAUUCCUGCUGCACAGAGAGCAACGUCAGUUGAUUACAGUUCCUUUGCAGACAGAUGCAACAGCUGGAUAGAGCUCAUUAAACUGAAAGCUCAGACCAUAAGGCGCGGAUCAAUUAAGACAACUGCUUCACUUGAUAAAGCAAGUCCAUUGGCUGAGGGACACUUACGGCACCGUUCUGUUCCGUCAUGCACCAAUUCCACUGUCUCGGUUGUUAAGAUGACACCUCUUUCUUUUAUACCUGGGGCAAAAAUAACCAAAUAUCUUGGGAUAAUCAACAUGUUUUUUAUACGAGAAACCACUUCUUUGCGUGAGGAGGGUGGUGUCAGUGGUUUUCUCCAUGCUUUUAUUGCUGAAGUGUUUGCAAUGGUGAGAGCUCACGUGGCAGCUUUAGGAGGGAAUGCAGUUGUCUCAUACAUAAUGAAACAAUGCGUUUUCAUGGAGAACCCAAACAAAAAUCAGGCCCAGUGCUUAAUAAACGUAAGUGGAGAUGCAGUCGUCUUUGUACGUGAAUCUGAGUUAGAAAUGUUACCAGUACAGCCUUCUACAACUGUUUCUCAACCCACAAGUUCUGGAGGAGAUGUCACAACAUGAAGUCAGAGUGAAGUAGUCUCUGGCAAAUAAAAAGAUUGUUUAAAAUGUGGGAAUUUUAGGUCUGCAUCUUCAAAAUCAGUAUCGCUCCACAACAUUAAUGACCAAAAUCAAAGACAAUCGCUGAACUUUAUCUUUCAACUUUAAUAUAAUAAUCAGGGCAGGGUACUGGCUGGGAUGUUGUGAUUCUUCUUUUAUUAUUACAGCCCCUUUGAAAUACAGGCAGAAGAUGAAACACUCAUAUGGAAGUAUAGAGUAAAAUAGUAGACAGCAAAUGGAACCUUGAUAGUAAAUAAAAAUAUUAUUGCAUUUUUAAACUGUUCAAAAGGACCAGGAUGAGCUAUAAUUCAGAACAGUCUCUGAAUUGGCUUAUUGUAUUAAUUAAAUCUGAGAUCAUUAAAAUAAAAAAAAGGGAAGAUAAUUGAGAAGCCUGUAUUAGCAGCCACUGUUGAAAGAACAAGAGAUUUGUGGACAGGUUAAUAAAAAGUGGAAUGAAGUCUGUACUUGUCUUAGAUCAUAGAGUUUGGAGAAGAAGAAGCACCAAAAAUACCACAGUUUGAAUUUCUGCACACUAAAAAAGUUUUCCAACUCUUUGUGAACUUCUGAAUUUUUUUUUUUUUUUUUUUUUUGUUGUAAUGCAUAUUUUUUUAAAAAAAUGCUGGACAGUGAUUCUGUAUUGUAAUAAUCCAUAUGGUGUAUUUUUUUUAUAUAUAUGGGUUAGGUGCUAUUAUUAAACAAAUUCAUUUCAAUGUUGAUAAAGUUUUUUCUUUUUUUUCUUUUUUCUUUCUUUUUUCUUUUUUUAAGAUUCUGCCAAAAUUGUCUUGAGGCUGAUUUUUUUUAGGGCGCAGUCAUCUUGAAAGGGUGACAUAGAAAAGGUUCUCUGAAAGUCACUUACACAAAGGUGUAACCCAGUCUCCCUUCUAUUUAGCAAAUUGGAAAAGCCUGGCUAAUAGGGGCCAAGGUAUGUUUGUGAUGUUCAUUUCUGCAAGUUGUUUUUAUUUUUCUGUACUGUAACUGGGAAAUGAGGGUACUGCAAGGAAAGACAAAGUUUUAAUUUCCAGCAAAUCUUUGAAAGACAUUGAUAGAUAAAUAUAAAAAAAAGACAACCAUUUGAUUUGAAGAUGCAUUCUUAUUUAAUUCUGACAGCAUCAUAUAUGGAACUUGAACAAAUAUGUAAACUUGAAUGUAAAUAUUCUGCUUAGUGCUGAAAUUAAGCAAUGGCAUGAUUAUUUGUUAGACCUAAUUAUUUCAUUGUAAAUGAGCAUGAAAAUAAUUCUU